This is a messenger RNA of Paramecium pentaurelia, 876 nucleotides long. The record is from the annotation of a GenBank genome assembly. Lineage: Eukaryota; Ciliophora; Oligohymenophorea; Peniculida; Parameciidae.
AUGUAAAACAGUUAAUAAUAGGUUAACAUGCCAUAAUCAAGAAUGAUUGGUGACCCUGCCUAAUCAUAAUACUUAUAAAAUUCAAUGGCCUAAGAUCCUCAAUUUUUAAGUUAUUAAAAUUACAGAAACGAAAUUUAAGAAGAAGGAGAAAUUGUAGCUGAAACAGCCAAAUUAAGAAAACUAUAUUUCCUUAUGCUACUUUAAUUCUUUAUAGUAAUUGUGUUUAGUUAUGUAAAUAAAUUAUUAAUUAUCAUAGUUACGAUUAGAGUCAUUAGAGGAUUAUUUUCAAAAGAAUUCUUAUUGGAUAAUUAUUCUUUCAAUUGGAUGUUUUUUGUUAUCUUUAGCUGCUUAUUUUACAAAUCCAGAGAAUACUGUUGUAAAUGUAGUACUCUAUUUACUAUUUACAACAGCCUUAUAUUUCUUUUUUAUUUCAUUAACAGCAAUAACAAAUAUUGAACAAUCUAUGAUGGUAGCUUUCAUGAUUUUUGGAUAAGUAAUAUAUAGAAUUUUAUAAUUGUCAAGAUAUUUUCAUAAUUCUUAUCAGUGAUGCAAAGCAGAAUUGAAAUGUAUUAUCAUUAAUAGUCUUUAUAUGUAUUGGCAGGAGGACUUAUCAUAUUUUAAUUGUUCAUCAUUUAUUCUAUAAUUCCAUUCUUUGAAAUGAUUAUCACCUUAGUUUCAGGAGUUGUAUUUGGGUAAAUUUAUUAAUUUUAUACUAGUUUCUUACUCAUUUAUAGUACUUAAAGUAAUUUAAGUUAAAUUAAAUCUGGUUCUUUGAAUGGAAGUGUUAGAGUUUAUGUUGAUUUACUCAGUGUAUUUUUCUAUUUGAACUCAUUGAUGGCAGAUUUGUUUAGAAAAGAAAAAUAAAUUGAUAAAUGA